AUGAGUAAUCAUAGUAGCAGCCAAAAUAGCGAAUAUCGAACCAGACCGAACCACAACAGUAACGUUUGUGAUGUCGGUAAACCGGUUCGACCGACAGGCUUUAAUGGAAAUAAAACGAAUGCCAUAAAACAAGUUGGCGACUGUGAUGACGUCACCAGCAACAACAACAACAUAAUUAUCACAAUCAGAUACGUAAUAGAGAUGUCACGAAUGACUGUCUGUGGUGGAGAUGCUGAUGACGAGACUAUGAAUGACGGAAGUAGGGAUAUUAAUGAGCCGGAAGUGAAAGACUAUAAAUAUCAAAUAAAAAAACAUAAUUACAAUAGCAUUACUGGCGGUAAAGUCGCCAUCAACCAAGGUGAUGAUGAUGAUUUGAAAGCCGAUGAUGAUAAUGAUAACUCCGAUGAUGGUGGUGAUAACGAUGAUGCCAAAGGUGGUGAUGGUAAUGAUGACGCUGAUGACGAUGACGUCACAGAUGAUGAUGACUUGAUGACGCAAGAGCACGUGACAUAUCGACCGGAAUGGACAGCCCUUAUAGAGAUUCUACUGACAGGAAAAGACGUCAAAUUAACAACUGGACAGCGGAAAUACGGACCAAUCAUGUCUACAUCCAUCAACAACCACAACAGCCACAGCAACAUCAACAACAACAACAUCAACAACAACAACAACAGCAACAACAUCAACAACAACAGCAACAACAUCAACAACAACAGCAACAACAUCAACAACAACAACAACAUCAACAACAGCAACAUCAACAACAACAACAACAACAUCAACAACAUCAACAACAAAAGCAUCAACAACAAUUUGUUGCAAAAAUCCACAGAAGCCUUACAAAAUAACUCAAACGUGUUGCAAAACAACUCAACGACGUUGCGAAAUGACUCAAACGUGUUGGAAAUAGAUUCAAAAAUGUUGCGAAACGACUCACUCAUGUUGGAAAAUGUCUCAAACGCGAGGGCAACAACAUUAACACAACAACAACAGCAGCAACAACAGCAGCAACAACGACAACAGCAGCGCAUAAAAAAGUUAAAAAUGGCAACAAAUUUAUCUCCGUCAAUCGGACAUAGGCAGUUGAACCUCAAAACCUCUCAACUAAAUCAAUUACCAAUUACUAGAACGUCAACAUCAACAACAUCAGCAACAACAUUAACAACAACAACACCGACGUCAUCAACAACAACAUUGAAACAUUGGAAACAUGUCAACAGAUCAAAAUUUCACAGCGUAGCCAAUGGGGAGGGAGAUAAUUUUCCAGUCUUUUCAUCGCCGUGUCAGUUGGAAAUAUUUCUUCGUCAAUUGCAACAAUUGCGAAAAUUUUUUAAACAACAACAACAACUUCAACGUCAACAAAAACAUCAACAACUACGUUAUCAACUACCAAAAUGUCAACAACAACAACAACAGCAGCAGCAGCAAAGAAUUGGAGAACACAUUAAAAAAGUACUCCUGCCCAUUAUAAGACGCAAGCCUUUAAAAAGAGUUGACAUGUAUGACGGAAAAUUCAACAAAAAUGCUAGUUGCUCUAACAUAAACCAACUGAAAGAGCAACAAAAACAACAACAAAAACAUCCUCAACAUCAUGAACAACAACAUCAACAAAAACAUCAACAACGAAGCGAAAUUUUUUCCGACUCUAAACUUCCUUUCAAAAAUUCUAUUGAAACAAUUUUAAAACAAAAAUUCUCCCCCAUAAAAGUUUUUUACCGCCCAAAAAACAUCUCAAACAACCGAUCAAAACUCUAUAAACGUAUUGAAAUUGUUAAAAAAUGUAAAAAUCUUGAUGCAAAUGAAGAAAAUUUUGAUAAAUUUUUAGAAAAAACUAACCAUAGGAGCGAGAGAAAUCCAGAAAAUGUUGAAAAAAUCCGUUCGUUGAAAUGUUUGAGGGAUACGUUUACAUUGAGACGGCAAAGAAAAUUGUUGAAGAUGAUAAAACCACCUGCCAAUUUGAAAUAUCAAAACGUGGGUAACAAUGAAUGCAAAUUAAAAUUGUUUCAUCAACAAUUACAACAACAACAACAGCAGCAACAACAGCAACAACAGCAGCAACAACAGCAACAACAACAACAGUUGCAGCAGCAGGUAAAACAAAAACAUCUGCAAAGACAAGAUCUAGAAGAGCUACUACAUCAGAAAGGACAAGAGUUACAUCAAGAGCAAGGUCUCUACACUGAGCAGGGCAAUCAAAUGCUAACAAUUCAACAAUUUCAAGAUGACAAGAGCCAAUGGCGGCAACAAAAUUAUCUAAGAAAAUAUCAUCUGGAUGAGCAACAACAACAGCAACUGCAACAGCAACAACAACAAAAUCAACAAGAUGUGAUACAAAUUUUCCCGCAACCACUACCGCAACAACAUUUUCAACAAUUGCUGCAAAAUUUAAUGCAACAACAACAACAACAUCAACAUCAGCAACAAAAACAUCAACAGCAACAACAGCAACAUCAAUACAGCUACCAUCAAUCAAGCCAAGCGACAGAGUACGCACAUAUAAAUGCGUGCACAGCCCUGAAGCGAGAACAAAUGACUGAUGAAUAUUCAAUUCAUGACGUCAGCCAAUCCAUCAACCAAUCACAGAAUAAUAGCAACAGUCUGAGCAAUAAUGAAUGCAACGAAUAUGCUAACGAAGCGACAGAAAUCGACUCAAAAUCGACAACAUACCGGCUCAGAAACUCAUUCCUCGGGUCGGUUACUACCGCUACUUCGACUUACGGAACUCGCAAGAGAGCUACAAAAAUUACUGUCGCCACAAAAGUAACUUCAACUACUGCUGCAGUCAUUAAUAGUAGUAACCAUUUAAAUGAUUUUAUUAACGAUGACGACGACGAUGACGUCACGAGAUUCGAUACAAGCAAUCAUAAUCAUGACUCCCGUAAUAAGUCAUCUCACAACAAACACAUCAAACGGAGCAAACAGAGCGAGAGGAGAAAGAAGAGAGAAAGAUCUGAGAUGAAGAGGAAAGUUAAAGAAGAUGAUGAUGAUGAGGAUGAUGAGGAUGAUGAUGAUGAUGAAAACGACGAUGAUGAUAAUGAUGAUGGUAGUGAUGACGGUGAUGAUGACGACAACAACGACGAUGAUGAAAAUAACAGUGAUGAAGAUGAUGGAGGUGAGGAUGACGAGGCUUACAGUGAAAUUGAUACAGAAAAUAAAAAACAGAAACACAAGCUGCAGAGGAAGCGUGUUCGAUCGCACAGUCGGUACGACGGUAGCGACUUCACAAGCGAUUCAAACGACUCAGCUACCAAUCGUAGCCACUCAAAAAAACAUAAAAAUAAUACUUCUUACCAAGAGUUCAUGCACAAAUACUUAGAAGCGGAACUGUUGAAAAAACAGAAAAAGGCAGAAAAAAUCGCUAAAAAAAUUGCUGCGGCUCUAAGCGCAACCACACUGGCUACAACAAAUCCCGUCAAAAUUGGGAUCGGAGGUAAGGGCAGCAGCGCAACUUCAAAAGAAAAUUUAAUCACGGAGAUUGCCGUUGAAGAUUCCAGCACUGCCUCGACGAAUUCCGAAAACUCAGAUGGAGGCGCGCUCAAGUUGACGGUCGACAACAAGUGGAAGAAGGAGUUGGCGAAGUAUUUGAAAUCGAAAUCGAAACUUGUUUUGUCGCCGAGACGUGAGAAGAUGAUAUCGCGAGAAAUGGAGAGGAAGCUGACAGACUUGUACAGGGAGCAGCAUGAGCAGAACAAGUUGCUGCGAGAACAGGAGGUGGAUUACAGGUGCAAACAGAUGGAGUUGUUGCUGAAACAAAAACAGCAACAACGCUCCCACCGUCUUCAAAUUCGCGGAUUGAAAAUUAAAAAUAAUAGGAAAGAGAAAUCGAAAAAUAAGAAAAACGCUAUAAAUCUUGGUAGAAGUUCUCUGCGAGCCAACAAACUACAACGGCAAGUUAAUAAUUUAGACCAGCAGCAACUACCAACAAAAUUUCAAACUCUAAAACGCCCAAGAACUAACAGCUCGCAAAUUCUGACCCGACAUAAAUUGAAACAACAAUACUCAAAUUCGCCCAAAAUUCUGAACUGGUUAAAAAAUUCAGUGAAGAGUCCGACGAACGAUGGUACCGACAGUUCAUCAUCGUCAACUUCGCAAAAUAAUUCGCCAGUAUUGCAACUUCAUUCACCUCGAAGGAAGUCGCCAUCAAGUUCGUCACAAACCGAAGAUAGUGCGAACGCUAGCUCCAAAAGUAGCAUCAUUUCAGCCAGCACCGCCAGCACUCAGAGUAGUUCAUCUGACAAUAAUAUAAGAAGCAACGAAAAUCGAGUGGACUCUAUCACCUCUGAUAACGACAAACAUAACGAUGAUGAUGGAGAUAACAAAGACAAACUAAAUCAUCAGCUAGAACAUGUUUACCAUAAAAAGGAAAAAAACACUAAAAGUACAGACGUGGCUGAAAGCGUUGUUUCUGAUAUCAAGAAACUGGCCUUGGAUCAGUUGAAUCAGUACUUCUGUAAUCCUAACAGCGAAUGGAACCGAAGUAUCAGCAAGCGUUUGCGCGAGAGUACGAAAUCUUUUGACACUGCGAGAAAUCUCACUGUUAAGGAUGACAAUGAUGGUGGAGAAGUUUUUUUGGAAAAUUUUGAUUUAAACUCUAAAAAUUCUUCUAAAAAAGAUGCCUCUAAUUCGAAAUCAAGUGAGUUGAAAAGAUAUCGCUUCCAGUAUCGAAAAUAUAAGCAACACGAUCAUCAACAUCGUCAGCAGCAACAACAAAAUCAGCAGCGUGAUAAGUUGAAUCCACGACAACGUAUAACGAGAAAACCGUAG
Molecule: messenger RNA, 4764 nt
Organism: Helobdella robusta
Lineage: Eukaryota; Metazoa; Annelida; Clitellata; Rhynchobdellida; Glossiphoniidae
Exons: 6
Coding region: 1-4764 (1587 amino acids)
Source: RefSeq, a predicted model, not a curated record